AUGUCAAAGGACGUUGCACUGUAACAAAUCAAGUUCAAGAUCAAGUUUCAUGGAAAGAUUAAGUUUAUUGGGGUUUUUUUAAGCCGAGGAAUCCCUAGACCUGGUUUCGGUACUUAAUAGUCUCAGUCACUUAAACUUUUGGGGAUGCUCAGACGACAACUAAAUAAACAUGAGACAUUAUGCAUACAUGCAUCUUUAAAAAAAAAAAGUCAAGCGCCUUGCUUGAGGGACCCAGUUUAUCCAUGAAAAAAAAAAUUAAUUAAUGUUUACAAUUAGAAUUGCAGUGGUAUUAAUCCAUAGAGCAGAAAUAAUUUUUGAGAUAUGUUAAAUGUGUCUAUCUGAGAGGGGUUGCUGAUAUUAAUAAUGGUGUGCACUGUUAAUGACGUGGUUUAUGCCCAUGUGUGUGUUUGUGUGAACUAAGCUGUCUAUCAAUAGCAUAACUUUACAUUUACAGCUCCAACUUCCAUGAGGGUACCGCAGUCUGUCGAGGAGUCAGUUACUACAGUCCGACCCACCACCAUUGCCGAGGAGUCAGUUACAACAGUCCGACCCUCCACCAUUGUCGAGGAGUCAGUUACAACAGUCCGACCCACCACCAUUACCGAGGAGUUAGUUACUACAGUCCAACCCACCACCAUUGCCGAGGAGUCAGUUACUACAGUCCGACCCUCCACCAUUACCGAGGAGUUAGUUACUACAGUCCGACCCUCCACCAUUGCCGAGGAGUCAGUUAUUACAGUCCGACCCUCCACCAUUACUGAGGAGUUAGUUAUUACAGUCCGACCCUCCACCAUUGUCGAGGAGUCAGUUACUACAGUCCGACCCUCCACCGUUGCCGAGGAGUCAGUUACUACAGUCCGACCCUCCACCAUUGCCAAGGAGUUAGUUACUACAGUCCGACCCUCCACAGUCCAACCCUACACUGCUGUCAGAGAAGAUUCUACUGUAUCUGCAUUAUGGAGUGCAAGAACUCAUCUGAAGAGGAAGACAACGACGGAACCACCAGAGAAGGAUACCAUUUUUGAUGAGCCUGAAGUUAAAGGAUUCUUCAUAUGGGCAGUUGCUGCAACAAUGGCUAUUGUCAUUGUCUUGUUGAGGAGAUGUAUACGAGAACAUGGGUAUUGUCAAUGCUGUAGAUGCAUUACACCUACACCUGCACCACCCACCUCUGGUAAUCUUAGCACGCAAACAGAAGAGAUUGAACUUAGCUCCUAUUCCACACCUUAUGCUUCUGAGAUAUCAUCUUCCACGAUUCUCCCUAAAACGUCAACACCCAGUAAAGACACAUCAACAAGCAUGUUAAGUGUUACAGACCGAGCAACCUCUGUGACCGAUCUGACCACAACAUCCGUAGAAAGUACAAAUCCUCUCCUACCUGUGGCAUCACGUACCAGAUCUCAGACCAAACAAUUGAAGUUUUGAGUGAUGUUUUAAAAGCUUGGGGGGGGGAAAAGUUUUCUUUUUUUUAUUGAUGUACUUGGAAAAUUUGUAUAAUUAAAGGGGAACAUGAUGACAUAGAGCGAAAGAGAGGUUAUGAUGGGGAUAAUAAUAAGACUUCCCUUAAAAAAGAUUUGUUUAUAAAGUACUAUGAUGUUUUGCAAACUUGAGUUUACCUGUUGUUUUUUAAGGAGAAUAAGUCAUGUUUGUUAUAUUUUUUUGGUAUAUUUUGAAGCGUAUUAGUUAUCAUACCUGAUUGGUUUUUUUUCUUCAAAUUUUCAGGAUUUACUACUUUUGUUCUUGGGAGAAUAUGAAGGAAUCUAUAUUUUUUAGGGUAAUCUUUUAACUAAGAAAAAAAUCAUUUUUUUUCUUUAAUUAUUGUACUGUUGUGGACAACAAGAAAUGUUUGUUAAUUUUUGAAGCAUACUCAUAUGUUUAUAUUUCACUAGCCUAUGAUUGGAUGUUUUUGCUGUGAUAGGUUAGUUACAGAAAUAUUAAUACAAUAUAGUAUUGUCUUGAUGAUUUUGUACUUUGUUAAAAAAUGUGUUUACUACAUGCUGAAAAAAAAAGAAUCUACUGCUCAGAUACUUCUUUCUAUUGAUAUCAUUUUACAAUUUUUAUAGAAAGUUUGCUAUUUGUGUAAUAUUUACAUAUAUUGAUAGUUUUUAAGCACCCUAUCAACUGUUAUUGAUGGUAUUGCCCCCUACACUUCUUUACUAGUUGGUCUUUGAAGGAGGCAAAUUUACUGGGUAAUUUUUUAAUUUUCUAAUGAAAAAAAUAGGGUUGUGUGAAAGUAAACACUUUUUUUUUUACCUG
Molecule: messenger RNA, 2253 nt
Organism: Saccostrea echinata
Lineage: Eukaryota; Metazoa; Mollusca; Bivalvia; Ostreida; Ostreidae
Product: mucin-2-like
Exons: 3
Coding region: 466-1422 (318 amino acids)
Source: RefSeq, a predicted model, not a curated record